Molecule: messenger RNA, 2967 nt
Organism: Maniola jurtina (meadow brown)
Lineage: Eukaryota; Metazoa; Arthropoda; Insecta; Lepidoptera; Nymphalidae
Gene: TfIIB
Product: transcription initiation factor IIB
Exons: 6
Coding region: 185-1042 (285 amino acids)
Biological process (GO): transcription preinitiation complex assembly; transcription initiation at RNA polymerase II promoter
Cellular component (GO): transcription preinitiation complex; nucleus
Molecular function (GO): TBP-class protein binding; RNA polymerase II general transcription initiation factor activity
Source: RefSeq, a predicted model, not a curated record
CAAUCAUGGCGAGCACGUCGAGGUCUGUUUUCUAUUUAUUAUUAUUAAUUCUGUUUUUUAAAGUUUAAACAAUUAAAACCUGAUUAAUGUGUGUAACAAACAUGAGUUUACGAUUGAAGCGAAUAAAGUGGUGUGCUAUGCUCAUCCAGAUGCACCGCUUAUUGAGGAUUACAGAGCGGGUGACAUGAUCUGCUCAGAAUGCGGGCUCGUGGUUGGCGACAGAGUAAUUGACGUGGGUUCAGAGUGGCGUACCUUCAGUAACGAGAAGUCAGGAGUUGACCCGUCCCGUGUGGGUGGCCCAGAAAACCCUCUUCUAUCUGGUGGAGAUCUAUCCACCAUCAUCGGUCCUGGCCGUGGAGAUGCCUCCUUCGACAGCUUCGGCGUGUCCAAGUACCAGAAUAGAAGGAACAUAAGCAGCACAGACAGAGCUCUAAUCAAUGCGUUCAGGGAAAUAAAUACAAUGGCCGACAGGAUCAACUUACCUAAAACUAUUGUGGACAGAGCUAACAAUUUGUUCAAACAGGUGCACGACGGCAAGAACCUGAAAGGGCGCGCCAACGACGCGAUCGCGUCCGCCUGCCUCUACAUCGCGUGCCGCCAGGAGGGCGUGCCGCGCACCUUCAAGGAGAUCUGCGCCGUCAGCAAAAUCAGCAAGAAGGAAAUUGGAAGGUGCUUCAAACUGAUCCUCAAAGCGCUCGAAACAUCCGUGGACCUGAUCACGACGGCGGACUUCAUGAGCCGCUUCUGCGCCAACCUGGGCCUGCCCAACUCCGUGCAGCGCGCGGCCACGCACAUCGCGAGGAAAGCCGGGGAACUGGACAUAGUGUCGGGCAGGAGCCCCAUCUCGGUGGCCGCUGCUGCUAUUUACAUGGCGUCACAGGCGUCAGAAGACAAGCGCAGUCAGAAGGAGAUCGGUGACAUCGCAGGAGUGGCCGACGUCACAAUCCGACAAUCAUACAAGCUCAUGUACCCAUUCGCGGCCAAACUGUUCCCAGAGGACUUCAAGUUCGCGACGCCCAUCGAGUUCCUGCCACAGAUGUGAUACGGCUACGCAGAGAAUGCGCGUCAGCGACUAAAAAUUGUAAUAAAAAAAACUACUUUGAAACGUGCGUCGGAUUCCUGUCCCUACAGUCUUCAUAUUCAGAUAUAGAUCCGUAAAUUAUAAAUUGUACUCGUGUACUACUACUUUUGUAAGUUAGCUGAUGUACUUGCACAGAAAUCUUAUAUUCGAAUGGCGCGGAAAUAUCUCGGCCAAUCAUAGUGCGCCUUCGCUCGCUAUUGGUUGUUUUCUACGCGCCAUGUUCGAAACCCGCUGCGUUGCAGGGUCUCUUUCUCGUUCGUGUUUCAAAUCUUAACGUCAAGCUACAAGGUCUGUAUUUUACUGGUUUUCAUAUUCGGGUUUAGUCGCUCUUUUCUGCGCGAAUAGGGUAUUUUACCCUUUUUUGAAAAGUGUAUUUGAUCCUAAUAGAUAAUAAACUACAAAAAAAAUCACAAAAAAUUUAUUCGAUCGAUAAAUGCAAUAAAGAUUUAAACCUCGCGAAAUUCUAACUGCCAUUUUGUUUAGGUUCAUCAGCUGUCAUAAUGUCACACAGAUAGGAAAAAAACGGAAUUCUCUUAGUGAAAUACAUUACAAGUACAACUACUGUCCAUGUGACGUCACAGUCGAAAUUCAUCGUGGCGGCUGCAGGUUCGUGCGUUUCGAAUAUUUGUAGAAAAAAAAGUGAAAUCCUUAAGAUGAAUCAUAAAAUUCUUUAUUUUUGUUGACUUAUUUUUCGAUUGCUUAUUGCUAAUACUAACUUGUUUAUACGUACAUUUUUUGAUUUUUUUCUCGCUUGGUGUAAUUUUUUUUUUAUUUUGUCGAUGUGACAUAAAAGUGAUAGGCGCGCGUUCUGUUGACGUAUCUUGAAGUAACACGUAUUGUGUAUCGUUUCCACGCGCUGCGAUUGCCCUUGUUGAAGAAAUACCCUUCCGGCAUGUAAAACUUAAUACCUUUAAAGCAAAAGUGAAUAGGUAAGCGUUGUUCCAACGUAGACCUCAUCGUUGCACUGUUUUCCAGGCAUGAAUCUUCCAAUUUAAAAAAAAAAAAGAUCUCCGAAGACAAGCGCAGUCAGGAUAUCGGUGACGUAGCGGGCGUGGCUGACGUCACAAUCCCACACAUUCAUAUAAUAUCUUGUGACACUAAACGAAUUGAAAAUGGCGGUUAUAAUCAUCCUCUCUCACUUGUACACAUUAUACCUGUGUAGUGUGUGAGUGAGACGGCAUGAUAAGCGCCGUUAAGUGUACCGCAAAUCUGACUCGCGUACGCGCGCUUUCUGUGUGAUGGCUUGUCGUGCAGUCGCGUUUUUAAUAUAUUUCAGGCUUUAGUGUGUAAUGACUUUAACAUUGGGCCAAUUUGUUAUGCACCCGUCAAUCUGUUCUACGGUCAAAUGUUAGUAUUAAGUAGUUUAAGAUACCAUUCUAAGUUAAGAUUUUUCUCCUCAAAAUGCAUGUUUAUCUUAUCAUCUGUACUGAAUUUUCAUUACAGUUUAUUGGAAUUAUAAAGGAGAUUGCACAUAGAGCUAAAGCCAAUCAUAAAAUAUUGACUGACUCUCAGUUUUUACUACUGUAUUGACAAUGCUAGUGACAUGCAUGCGUCAUGGCAUUUAAAUUAUCAUUCUUCAGUUUUUUUUAAAUACGUAUUAUAAAAAUAAUACAAGAUGUAACCAGAACGCUAGCAAAAACUUAGGGUUAUUAUUAUACUACCUAAACACAAUCAUAUGACAAUAACCACUUGCCUUAUCUUGUAAUUUUAGUGGUUUAGUAUUUUUCAAACCCGCAAUGUACAGCGUUCAAAACUCAGGUCAAUGCCUCACCUUCGACGCGGCAUUGACCCCGAGUGGCCUGUUUACGCAAAGUUCGUUGACCUCUUGCGUCAGUCAAGUGUUUUAUUUGCAAUAUAUUGUGAACUUUUAAACAAUACAGGAUUUU